UGUCCUUCUCUUUUAAACUGUCUGUGUUGGUUUCAAUCUUACGCUGACUUUUCUGCAAGAGAAUCCAACAUAAAUGCAUUCCAUAGUUGUUCAGUCUCUACCAUAAAUGCCAUCACUAUCAUCUUGACUGCAAUAUUUCUUCUCUCUCAUACUACUAGUUCUGUGCAAAAUGAAAACCAAAAUAUUGCAAAAUCUCUUUCAUUGUUUCAGCAUGUUUUUUGCCUCAAUGAUGAUGCAACUUCUCCAAUGCUACAGAACAUGCAUUUAUUGCUAUUAAUUAUGCAUGCCCCCAUCCAAUAAUAAUGCCACCUCAGAUUACACACAACUUUUUCACAAAUCCAUGUUCUUCCCUAUUUAUUACUAUCUCACCUUACUUUCAGUCUUCUGUGCUUUUUCUUUAGUGUUGAAAACAUAUAUGCUCCAAAUUCUGCAUUUUUUGUGCUUUUGUGUUUGAGAAUUGAAGAGAGAAAUUAAUUAGAAUGGGAAGGACACCAUGUUGUGACAAGAAGGGUUUGAAGAAAGGACCUUGGACUACUGAAGAGGAUGAAAUUCUUGCUAACUAUAUCAACAAAAAUGGUGGUCAUGGAAGCUGGCGUUCUCUCCCCAAGAUCACAGGUCUUCUUCGUUGUGGUAAGAGUUGCAGGCUUAGGUGGACCAACUAUCUCAGACCUGACAUUAAACGUGGUCCCUUUACUUCUGAGGAAGAAAAACUAGUCAUACAGCUUCAUGCCAUCCUUGGAAAUAGGUGGGCUGCAAUUGCAUCUCAGUUACCAGGAAGAACGGACAAUGAGAUAAAGAACUUCUGGAACACGCAUUUGAAGAAACGUCUGAAAAGCAUGGGGAUUAAUCCAGAAACACAUGAGCCAGUAGCUUCAUCAAGUUACCCCAAUCACAAGUCACAUGCCUCGAUUUCGACACGUCACAUGGCUCAAUGGGAGAGUGCAAGGCUUGAAGCAGAAGCAAGACUCUCAAUUGAGUCAUCAUCACACUUCAACAACAACAACAAUCCUAAUUCCAUUACAAAAACUGAUUCUUCUUCUUCUUCUGAUUACUUUCUCCGUAUAUGGAACUCUGAAGUUGGAGAUGCAUUUCGCAAUGUUAACAAAAUUACUAGUUGUUGUCAGAGUCCUAUUUCUGCAGGAUCAUUAUCUACCAACAAAUGUGACUCUGUUAUAGCAGAGUUAGCCUCUAAUAAUCCAAUAAGCAAUAGUGUGAAAGAAGAGUUUGAGUGGAAAAACUAUAAGUUUUGUGCUGAAGAUUUGAUUCUUGGAUAUGAUUCAUCAAGCUCUAAUGACAUGGAUGAUUCAUCAGACACUGCUUUGCAGCUCUUGUUGGAUUUUCCUAUGAACAAUGACAUGAACUUCUUGGAAAACUCUUUUGCUUUUUCCCUUUAAGCAUUUGUCACUACUAGUAUGAAGCGAAAAAAAAAAUAUUCUAAUUCUUUUGUUACGAAAUUUCGUGCGGAAUUAGGGACAUAUUUCAUAUUUUUCUACUCUAAAUUUCUUUUGUUAUUUUUCUUUUUCUGGUUGUGUGUAUAAUGU
This is a messenger RNA of Trifolium pratense (red clover), 1541 nucleotides long. Its product is annotated as transcription factor MYB17-like. The coding region runs from base 480 to 1394 and encodes 304 amino acids. NCBI's taxonomy places the organism in Eukaryota, Viridiplantae, Streptophyta, Magnoliopsida, Fabales, Fabaceae. The transcript has 3 exons. The record is from RefSeq and is a predicted model, not a curated record.